AUUCAUCAGCGAAACACCUCCCGGCUCAGAUGCCGCUAAAACUACAUUUCCCAGCAGGCGUCGGACCCCGGGCCCUGUUACUCACUUCCGGGUGUGUCACGUGACUCCCUGGCUGCGCCAUGGCGGAAGCAGAGGAGCGGGAAACCGGGUCUCUUGAAGAAUCUACAGAUGAGUCUGAGGAAGAAGAAAGCGAGGAGGAGCCCAAACUGAAGUAUGAAAGGCUCUCCAAUGGGGUAACGGAAAUCCUUCAGAAGGAUGCGGCCAGCUGCAUGACAGUCCAUGACAAGUUCUUGGCCCUGGGCACACAUUACGGCAAAGUGUAUCUGCUGGACGUGCAGGGGGACAUCACUCAGAGGUUCGACGUAAGUUGCGUGAAGAUAAAUCAGAUAAGCCUGGAUGAAAGCGGAGAGUACAUGGGCGUGUGUUCCGAGGACGGCAAGGUUCAGGUGUUUGGACUGUAUUCUGGAGAAGAAUUUCAUGAGACUUUCGACUGUCCCAUUAAAAUCAUCGCCGUGCAUCCACAUUUCCUGAGAUCCAGCUGCAAGCAGUUCGUGACCGGCGGCAAGAAGUUGCUGCUGUUCGAACGGUCUUGGAUGAGCAGGUGGAAGUCGUCGGUUCUGCAUGAAGGAGAAGGGAACAUCAGGAGUGUGAAGUGGAGGGGCCAUCUGAUUGCCUGGGCGAACAACAUGGGUGUGAAGAUUUUUGACGUCACCUCAAAGCAGAGAAUCACCAACGUGCCCAGGGAUGAUGUGAGCCUCCGCCCGGACAUGUACCCUUGCAGCCUCUGCUGGAAGGACAGCGUGACCCUGAUUGUUGGCUGGGGAACAUCUGUCAAGAUAUGCUCGGUGAAGGAGCGGCACGCCGGCGAGAUGCGGGACCUACCGAGUCGAUACGUUGAAAUAGUGUCUCAGUUUGAAACUGAAUUCUACAUCAGCGGGCUGGCGCCUCUCUGGGAUCAGCUGGUCGUCCUUUCCUACGUCAAGGAGGUUUCGGAAAAAACGGAAAGUCAAUACUGCGCCAGGCCCAGGCUGGAUAUCAUCCAGCCGCUCUCGGAGACCUGUGAAGAGAUUUCUUCUGAUGCUCUGACUGUGAGGGGCUUCCAGGAAAAUGAAUGCAGAGAUUAUCACUUAGAGCACUCGGAAGGGGAGUCGCUCUUCUACAUCGUGAGUCCAAGAGAUGUUGUCGUUGCCAAGGAACGCGACCAAGAUGACCACAUCGACUGGCUCCUGGAGAAGAGGAAAUACGAGGAAGCUCUGAUGGCAGCUGAAAUCAGCCAAAAGAACAUUAAAAGACAUAAGAUUCUGGACAUCGGCUUGGCCUACAUCAACCACCUGGUGGAGAAGGGGGAGUACGACGCAGCAGCACGCAAAUGCCAGAAGAUUCUUGGGAAAAAUGCAGCACUCUGGGAAUAUGAAGUUUAUAAAUUUAAAGAAAUUGGACAGCUUAAGGCUAUUAGUCCUUAUUUGCCAAGAGGGGAUCCAGUUCUGAAACCACUCAUCUAUGAAAUGACCCUCCAUGAAUUUUUGGAAAGUGAUUAUGAGGGUUUUGCCACGCUGAUCCGGGAAUGGCCUGGAGAUCUGUACAACAACGCGGUAAUCGUUCAGGCAGUUCGGGGUCACCUGAAGAAAGACAGUCAGAACAGGACUUUACUUAAAACCCUAGCAGAACUGUACACCUAUGACAAGAACUACAGCAGCGCCCUGGAGAUAUACCUAACCUUAAGACACAAGGACGCCUUCCAGCUGAUCCACAAGCAUAACCUUUUCAGUUCUAUCAAGGAUAAAAUUGUUUUAUUAAUGGAUUUUGACUCCGAGAAAGCUGUCGACAUGCUUCUGGACAACGAAGAUAAAAUCUCAAUUAAAAAGGUCGUGGAAGAAUUGGAAGACAGACCGGAGCUGCAGCACGUGUAUCUGCACAAGCUUUUCCGGAGAGACCAUCGUAAGGGGCAGCGCUACCACGAGAAGCAGAUCAGCCUCUACGCCGAAUACGACCGUCCGAACCUGCUCCCGUUUCUCCGAGACAGCAUCCACUGCCCCCUGGAGAAGGCUCUUGAGAUCUGUCAACAGAGGAACUUUGUGGAAGAGACAGUUUAUCUUCUGAGCCGCAUGGGCAACAGCCGGAGGGCCCUGAAGAUGAUCAUGCAGGAGCUGCACGACGUCGACAAAGCCAUCGAAUUCGCCAAGGAGCAGGACGACGGGGAGCUCUGGGAAGAUCUGAUUUUAUAUUCCAUCGACAAGCCACCGUUUAUCACUGGCUUGCUGAAUAACAUCGGCACCCAUGUUGACCCAAUUCUCCUGAUUCACCGUAUCAAGGAAGGGAUGGAGAUUCCUAACCUGAGAGACUCCUUGGUCAAAAUCCUGCAAGACUACAAUUUGCAGAUUCUGCUUCGUGAAGGCUGCAAGAAGAUUCUCGUCGCCGACUCUUUGUCCUUGCUAAAGAAGAUGCACCGAACCCAGAUGAAAGGCGUCCUGGUGGAUGAGGAGAACAUCUGCGAGUCGUGCCUGUCCCCGGUCCUCCCGUCAGACGCGGCCAAGCCCUUCAGCGUGGUGGUCUUCCACUGCCGGCACACGUUCCACAAGGAAUGCCUGCCUGUGCCCAGCAUGAGCUCCCCUGCACAGUUCUGCAACAUCUGCAGCGCCAAGCACCGGGGCCCGGGAAGUGCCAUUUUGGAGAUGAAAAAAUAGCUCCUUCUGUGUGUCCGCCUCGUCCUCGCUGCUCUGAAGACGGUUUUUGCAGCAACCGAAGCUUUUGUUGACCCCAGUGCCCUUGAGAGAUUUGUGCACGUGUGUGUCCUGCUGGAGAAAAGCUGCUUCCUCUUCUCCUGUCUCUUAGAUGUUUCUCUUUGCAGUUGAUAAGGAAUUUGGGGUUUGCCCCUUUCCACGAAAGAAGUGGGUGGAAAGAUGUUCGCCUCGAAAGACGUGGGUUCCUGGUCAUUAUUUAAUCAUUCAUCUGUUAGGUUUCCCUUCCUAAAUAAAGAAUGAGCCAACGUCUGA
Messenger RNA from Phacochoerus africanus (Common warthog), 2993 nucleotides. It is a transcript of the gene VPS41, whose product is annotated as VPS41 subunit of HOPS complex. The record is from RefSeq and is a predicted model, not a curated record. Gene Ontology annotation, biological process: protein targeting to vacuole; vesicle-mediated transport; cellular response to starvation. Bases 120 to 2684 code for a protein of 854 amino acids. The transcript has 29 exons. Gene Ontology annotation, cellular component: late endosome; HOPS complex. Gene Ontology annotation, molecular function: protein binding. NCBI's taxonomy places the organism in Eukaryota, Metazoa, Chordata, Mammalia, Artiodactyla, Suidae.